AUGUUUAUUGAUGGACUGGAUAAUGAGGACGAAGACAACGACUAUGAUUUGGAGACUAAUGAUUAUGUUGAAUAUAAUCCACUUUAUUUUUGGCAACAACAACAGACGCAGUUGAAGUCCUUACGGGACGGGACGGGACGAGGUCCUUACGGGACGAGACGAGACGGGACGGGACGGGACGACGUCCUUACGGGACGAGACGAGACGGGACGGGACGAGGUCCUUACGGGACGAGACGGGACGGGACGUCAAAAAAUCUUGUCCCGCGCACCUCUGUGA
Messenger RNA from Didymodactylos carnosus, 279 nucleotides. Lineage: Eukaryota; Metazoa; Rotifera; Eurotatoria; Philodinida; Philodinidae. The record is from the annotation of a GenBank genome assembly.